This is a messenger RNA of Calypte anna (Anna's hummingbird), 3137 nucleotides long. It is a transcript of the gene NTN3, whose product is annotated as netrin 3. The record is from RefSeq and is a predicted model, not a curated record. NCBI's taxonomy places the organism in Eukaryota, Metazoa, Chordata, Aves, Apodiformes, Trochilidae. The transcript is spliced from 9 exons. Gene Ontology annotation, molecular function: protein binding. The coding region runs from base 296 to 2113 and encodes 605 amino acids.
GGGAGCUGCCCCCCGACUCCACCGCCCGCCCUGCUGCUUGCUGCUGCAGCGGUCCCGGCUCUUGUCGCCACCUCGACCCCGGACCUGCUUCCCGGACCUGCCCCGCUACCUGCCCGGCCGCGGCCUUGUUCCAUAAGGAAGCAAUUAUUUUGUGCCCCCACGAGCCCCUCCCUGAGCCUGCGCGGGACACUUGCGCUCGCCCUUCUGAAGCGCUACGGCGGCGUGACUUCCUUCCAAACCGCACGGCUGUUAGCAUUCCCCGAGCGGAGGAGUGAGGAAAUCGCCCACCUCAAAAAUGCUUCUGGGGAGGAGCUGCGAGGGCGGCCGCUUCCUCGGGAAGGGCAGGAUGGAGGUCCUGCAGCUCCUGCGCCUGCUCCUCACCACCACCAUGCUGGGUGUAUCCCAGACAGUGAACCCCUUCGUAGCCCAGCAGACCCCCCCAGACCCCUGUUAUGAUGAGAGCGGUGCUCCUCGACGCUGCAUCCCCGAAUUUGUCAAUGCUGCCUUCGGGAAGGAGGUCCAAGCCUCCAGCACAUGUGGGAAGCCCCCGACUCGGCAUUGCAAUGCCUCAGACCCCCGGAAAGCCCACCCCCCCACCUACCUGACUGACCUCAACACCGCCUCCAACAUGACGUGUUGGCGCUCGGAGACCCUCCACCACUCCCCCCAGAACGUCACCCUCACUCUCUCCCUCGGCAAGAAGUUUGAGGUGGUCUAUGUCAGCCUCCAAUUCUGCUCUCCCCGGCCCGAGUCCACCGCCAUCCUCAAGUCCAUGGACUACGGCAAGACCUGGGUGCCCUACCAGUACUACUCCUCCCAGUGCCGUAAGAUCUACGGCAAGCCCAGCAAAGCCACCGUCACCAAGCAGAACGAGCAGGAGGCCUUGUGCACCGAUGGCCUCACCGACCUCUACCCCCUCACCGGUGGGCUCAUCGCCUUCAGCACCCUCGACGGGCGACCCUCAGCCCAGGACUUCGAUAGCAGCCCCGUGCUCCAGGACUGGGUGACGGCCACCGACAUCCGUGUGGUCUUCAGCCGCCCGCAUCUCUUCCGUGAUCUGGGUGGCCGGGAUGCUGGGGGGGAGGAGGAGGGGGGCACCACCUCCAGCCCCUAUUACUAUGCGGUGGGGGAGCUGCAGGUCGGCGGGCGCUGCAAGUGCAACGGGCACGCAGCUCGCUGCAUCAAGGACAAGGAGCAGAAGCUGGUGUGUGACUGCAAGCACAACACAGAGGGUCCCGAGUGUGACCGCUGCAAACCCUUCCACUACGACCGGCCCUGGCAGCGGGCUACUGCCCGUGAGGCCAAUGAGUGUCUGGCCUGUAACUGCAACCUGCACGCCCGGCGCUGCCGGUUCAACAUGGAGCUCUACAAACUCUCGGGCAGGAAGAGCGGCGGCGUCUGCCUCAACUGCAGGCACAACACUGCUGGCAGGCACUGCCACUACUGCAAGGAGGGCUUCUACAGGGACCUCAGCAAAGCCAUCACGGACCGUAAGGCCUGCAAAGCUUGUGACUGUCACCCUGUUGGUGCAGCUGGUAAGACCUGCAACCAGACCACGGGGCAGUGUCCCUGCAAGGAUGGUGUCACCGGGCUCACCUGCAACCGCUGUGCCAAGGGCUACCAGCAGAGCCGCUCACCAGUGGCCCCCUGCAUCAAGAUCCCUGCCAUCAACCCCACCUCCCUGGUCACCAGCACAGAGGCUCCUGCAGACUGUGACUCCUACUGCAAGCCAGCCAAGGGCAACUACAAGAUUAACAUGAAGAAGUACUGCAAGAAGGACUAUGUGGUGCAAGUGAACAUCCUGGAAAUGGAGACAGUGGCCAACUGGGCCAAGUUCACCAUCAACAUCCUCUCUGUCUACAAGUGCCGCGACGAGCGGGUCAAACGUGGUGACAACUUUUUGUGGAUCCACCUGAAAGACCUGUCCUGCAAAUGUCCCAAGAUCCAAAUCAGCAAGAAGUAUUUGGUGAUGGGGAUCAGUGAAAACUCCACCGACCGGCCAGGACUGAUGGCCGACAAGAACAGCCUGGUCAUCCAGUGGCGGGACGCCUGGACGCGUCGCCUUCGGAAACUGCAGCGACGGGAGAAGAAGGGGAAGUGCGUGAAGCCUUAAAGGGUUUCCACCCACCCUGUCCCACCCCACACUCUGCCCCAGCUGUGCCCAGAGACUCUGUACAUAUAUAUAGUGUGAGCGGACUCUUCUGUCUAUAGUGUAUAUUUUGGCGACGGUUCCCCUGUCCGUGGGUGCCCGCGCAUGGGUGCGCGCGUGGCUCCCGUUCUCUAAGCGCGGAUUAAAAAACAAGGCAGGAAUGACAAACCUUUACUGAGGAUCAAAAGCCCAGAGAGAUCCCGUGGGUGCCUGUUGCUUGAAGGAGCUUGAGGGAGAUUGGUGUCCUGCUCCAGCCAUGCUGUUUCUAGGCUUUUCUUUUCCCUAUAACAAAGUCUUCUGCUGCCCGGUGCUGAUGUCUACAUUGACAGCUCUCCCUUCUCCAGCAUCCAGGGCCUGUCUCUCCCUCACUUUCUGAAAUUGUGCUGCUGUCAGACCUCUCUCUGCCCUUCUUACCCUGUAGGAACAGGAGGUCAGAGUUUUCUGUCCUCCAUCCCCAUGUGCAUACAGGCAGGUUGAGUGGAAACCAUCCAAUGCCUCAGAGUGGCCCCAAAGCUCCAGGAGGAAGAAGAUGUGAACCUUUGCCAGGUUUGAUCCUCUGGUGCCCCUGAGUUUUGCAAGGUUAGAUUCUCUGAGAUCCUUUGGGGACCAGCACUGCCAGCUGGGGUAGGACCCAGGCAAUGCUGCAGUGUCAUGGGGAGGAGUCAAGCCCUAGCAGUGGGUUGGUGGCCCCUACCAGGAAGAGCUGUGGUGUCCACCAGAGAGAAAGGGACAGACUUCCCAACACCCUGACCAUUACCUCCCCUGGUGCAUAGUGGGGUGGACCUGGAGAUACCCAUUUUGCCCUCCCAUGUCCAAGGGACAGCUGGCCCUGCCAGCAGGACCCGGGCUGGAGUGGUCAGGCUGACCCCAGCUCCUGUGCAUCACCACCCAUCCACCCAGGUCCAUGUCCCCAUAUUCUCAGCUGGUACCAACUGACACAAUUCCACCCGUUUCUGUUGAGCUGACACCAAGUCACCAUCUGCCUUGG